Messenger RNA from Pectinophora gossypiella (pink bollworm), 1199 nucleotides. Its product is annotated as gamma-interferon-inducible lysosomal thiol reductase-like. The record is from RefSeq and is a predicted model, not a curated record. NCBI's taxonomy places the organism in Eukaryota, Metazoa, Arthropoda, Insecta, Lepidoptera, Gelechiidae. The transcript has 7 exons. Bases 238 to 870 code for a protein of 210 amino acids. Gene Ontology annotation, molecular function: oxidoreductase activity, acting on a sulfur group of donors, disulfide as acceptor.
AUCGCGUGGUCGUUCACCGACUAGAUGGACUGAUCAAGUGAAAGACGCGUCGUCAUCCAAGUUCUACACAGUAGUAAGGGAAGCGCUGGACAGGAACCGGUGGAGGCAGAUCAUACGCUCCAGGUGCAACCCUGAUGCUGACCACGAUCCUCAGAUAUGAGGGACCGACCAAGAGAGAGAGAUAUUAUUAGUCAUUGAAUAUUAUCUAUAAGCACGGUAUAAGAAAACUACAACAAGAUGCGAACCCUGCUGGUGGCGUGUCUGGUAGCGCUGUUCUGCGGAGCCCUGGCCAAGAGCAAGAAACCUGAUGACAAUAAAGUGAAGAUCGCAGUUUACUACGAGUCGCUUUGUCCUGACAGCAAGAAGUUCAUCACAACACAGCUGGCGCCAGUCUGGAGAGACUUCAGGGGAGUCGUCAAGGUCAAACUGGUGCCCUAUGGGAAGAGCACGCAUGACAAGGUCAACGGCAAAUGGCAGUUCAUCUGUCAUCAUGGUCCUGAUGAAUGUUACGGGAACAAGAUCCAGGCGUGCAUCCUGAAGGACCGCAGCUUGCAGGACACGGACAAGAUGGAGCUGGUCAUCUGUCUGAUGGAGCAGGCGAACCCUGACAAGUCGCUCGACACGUGCCUGGCGAAGGUCGGCAAGCAAUCAGAAUCGGACAAGCUAAAGCGGUGCGCAGGCGGCGAGCAGGGAGACAGUCUGCUGGCCUCGUAUGGAGACAAGAGCGACGCCGUGCUCAAACCACUGACCUUUGUGCCUACAGUCGUCAUCAACGAGAAAUUCAACCAGGCAACACAAGACGAAGCUUAUGCUGAUUUGAAGAAGGUCGUAUGUCGCGUUGCUCCCACCAAACCUUCAGUCUGCACAUAAUUUAGUAGGAAUACCUAUUUUAAGUUAAAACUAUGUCCGAAAACAGCUACUCAAAUAUCUUAAAAGACAAUUUUAGUAGAAAUUAUAAAUUAAUUUAGCAAAAAUUUGCAGAAAAUUCCUGUCCUUCUAAGAAAUUUUUGCACUCUGGCAACAUUUUUAGUCUUUGUCUUGUCAUAAUCACUAAAUCCCCAAAAAGUAAACUUAAGCAAUAAUAAAAAGAUUUUUAAUUAAGUACAAUUCUUAAAAAAAUGUUCGGAGUAAGGAUAAAUUAGUGAUAAGUGAUUAAUUUUGUAAUAUUUUUAAUUAAAAUUACAAUAAGUGACUUCUAA